Molecule: messenger RNA, 1182 nt
Organism: Oryzias latipes (Japanese medaka)
Lineage: Eukaryota; Metazoa; Chordata; Actinopteri; Beloniformes; Adrianichthyidae
Gene: mrps35
Product: mitochondrial ribosomal protein S35
Biological process (GO): mitochondrial translation
Cellular component (GO): mitochondrial small ribosomal subunit
Molecular function (GO): structural constituent of ribosome
Source: RefSeq, a predicted model, not a curated record
AUUUUGUCCCUUUUGGCUUCCGUCGUCACUUGGAAAAGAUGGCUGCGCACGCAGGCAAAGCACUUCUGUGUCUAGGUCGUACUAGUUUUUCUUACAUUGGACAGUCAAAACCAGCCAGCAGAGUAACGUACGCCACAGCUUUGUCUGUAAACAGUUCUUCCAGGAACAAAGGUCUGCCAGAAAGAAAUGCAAGAGGAACAUUAGGGAGAAGACCAAGGAGAGAAGCAGGGGAGCCCCGGACAGAGAAGAUGGCGAUGGAUCAGGACUGGACUGCGGUUUAUCCGGCUGCAACUCCCUUCAGACCAAACUCCGUCCCCCUCCCUGUGAGGAUGGGCUACCCGGUGAAAGGAGGUGUUCCCCCACACAAGAAGGGCAACUUGGAGUUAAUAAAGAUCCCCAACUUUCUACAUUUGACCCCAGCAGCCAUCAAGAAGCACUGUGAAGCCCUGAAACCUUUCUGCACAGAGUGGCCCUCCGCCUUGGACACGGAGCCCAAAUGUGACCAGCAGUUCCCAGUCAAAGUAGAGAGCAGAGACUUUGUGUCUGCUGGUCCUUCCAUCAGGAACCCUGCAGCUCGCAUCGUUCAGCUCUCAAUCAAGCUGUCCAGUUUGAACUUGGAUGACCACGCACGCAAGAAAAUGCUCAAACUUGUUGGUGAGAGAUACUGCAGAGACACGGAUGUGCUCACCAUCAGAGCCGACAGCUGCCCACUGAGACAGCAGAACUACGACUAUGCCAUGUAUCUGCUGACGGUUCUCUACCACGAGUCUUGGAAAAAGGAGCCAUGGGAGGCUGAGAAGACUGUGGCAGACAUGGAGGAGUAUAUGUGGGAGGACAGCCCAUCCCAAAAGAACAUUUUAGACCUGCUGAUUCGCAUGAAAGGAGAGGGGCAGGAAGCACGGGAGCAGCUGCUGGAGAGGAGGGACGUGCAGGAGUACAGGGACUCCGUCACGAGGCUGAAGAACGAAGGAGGGAGCGAGAGGAGCAUGCAGCAGUACAAGGAGGCCGUUAAGAAAGUCUUCAACCUGGGACAAGGACCUGUCUAAAUACAUGCUGUGCUUGGAUUUCUGAGGAAUCAAACGUCUCACUCACAGCAAAUCAUGUGUGAGCAUCCUUAAGGGUAGAAGGGUCAUGUAAGGUGGAUAUUAUGGCUUAAUACAAAAAUAAAAGCAUAACACGCAU